Zingiber officinale is the source of this 3141-nucleotide messenger RNA. RefSeq names its product putative cysteine-rich receptor-like protein kinase 20. The transcript has 6 exons. Lineage: Eukaryota; Viridiplantae; Streptophyta; Magnoliopsida; Zingiberales; Zingiberaceae. The coding region runs from base 240 to 2867 and encodes 875 amino acids. Gene Ontology annotation, biological process: protein phosphorylation. Gene Ontology annotation, molecular function: ATP binding; protein kinase activity. The record is from RefSeq and is a predicted model, not a curated record.
GUUUGACUAUCUAACUGAUUCGGCAUUUGAUGCUCCGCACCACUAUAGAUUCGACAUUAUUGAUUUAGAGUCAACGGUGUCCCUCUCUCAGAUUGUCAACCAUUUGAAGUUUGAAGGAGGCGGCUAAGGAUCUGCACAUUGACUUCAUCUCUGAAGCAAUGUGAAAGUUUAUCUCCCGGUCGUUCAAUUUCACUGCGACGCCGGCAGCCGCCUAUUUGAUCAGUAAUAUUUAUCUAUAAAUGUACAUUGGUUUGAAGCAGAUCAAUUGCACAAAGAGUUUCAAGAUGUGGAGCAGCAGAAAGUUGAGCUUCCUCCUCGGCCUGAUCCGGUUCCUGCUCCUUCUCCAAGCUCCCACAGCUGCCAUGGCAGCGAACCCUUUCAGAGCAGACUGCGGCGGCGACGCCUACAACUCGAGUAGCAGCUUUGGCAGAAGCCUAAGCGAUCUCUUGUCCUCCCUCACUUUCCUUUCGUCCACCUCUAACUCCGCCAACGCCACCGCCGGAGCCGGUAGCGACUCCGUCUACGGCUUAUACAUGUGCCAAGGCGACCUCUCCGGUUCCAACUGCCAGAGCUGCAUCCAGACGGCCGUCGCCGGCGCCAACCAAAGCUGCCCGGGAGUUCGCCGAGCGAUCGUCUACUACGACCAGUGCCACCUCCGCUACUCUGACGCAAACUUCUUCGGCGUCGUCGACGCUGACGGAUUCAACAUGACCAACCCCUUGGAGGUAACCAGUUCGCGGAUGGCGUUCAACGUAUUGUCCGAUUUGGUGCAGGCGGCGCCCCUGCGACGGCCGCUCAUGUUUGCCACCAACGUGUCGGAUAUGUAUCCCCUAUUCGCCCUGGCUCAGUGCACGGCCGACCUGAGCCCCGACGGCUGCCGGAGAUGCUUGACGGCGAGUCUGGCGGCCAUCGAGAACUGUUGCAUCCAGAGGAAAGGGUGGCGGUAUCUCUCCCCGAGCUGCUGGAUAAGGUACGAGCCCACUCCGUUCUUCGGCAAUUACCCCAACAACUUGAGCACGUACAUCAUCCGGAGCCAGUGCUCGAACAUCGACAUCCAAUCCAACAGCCUCAGCGCUAGGACGGCCAAUUUAAGAGGCCUCUUCGACGACCUGAGUGCUCAAGCUCCGGCGACGGGAUUCUACAGCGCUUCCGCCGGAGACGGCAGCGAUAGGAUGUACGGCCUCGGGCUUUGCGCCGGGGACGAUGCGACUCGCGGCGAGUGCGCGGCGUGCCUCGCCACAGCGGGGCGGGCCAUAGCGAACGAGUGCCCCAACAAGACGGAGGGGUACAUGUGGUACGGGCCAUGCUUCUUGAAGUACUCGCAGCAGCGCUUCUUCGGCGAGCUAGACACCGACGUGCACACCUUCUGCGGCGGCGCGGCGCCGGUGACCGCGGAGUUCAGUCGUGCUACAGAGGCGGGAGCGCGGAGCAUCGCGCAGGUCGCGUGGGGCAGCCCGUCGAUGUACGCCGCCGGCGAGGUGGUGGUGAACGCGACGGCGAGGAGCUACGUGCUGGCGCAGUGCACGCGGGAUCUGACGGCCGACAGAUGCCAGAUUUGCUUGGGCGGCGGGAUCGGGAGGAUGACGGCGUCGUGCGGGGCGCAGAGCGGCGGCUGGCAGUACUUGACCGGCAGCUGCACCGUCCGCUACGAACAAUUCCGCUUCUUCAACGAUCCAUCCGCCUGGAUCGCACCAGGCAAUUCUCCCCCUUCUUCAACCUUCGAUUUGCUACUUCUUCGACUUCAAUCAAAUGUACAUUUUACAGGAGGAGGAGGAAGAUCAUCAAAGGCCAGAAUCAUCGCCAUUGUUCUUCCAAUCGCCGGAGCUUCACUCUUAGGAAUUCUUCUCCUUUCCGCAUGGAAUCUGAGGAGAAGAAAAGCAAGAAGAUCAAUUCCCCAACCAAUCGAUCUCGAGUCCUUGGAAGGCAGAGACUUAAUUUUCAUGGGACUGGCCGCCAUUCAAGCGGCCACCGACAACUUCUCCAUUGAAAACAAGCUCGGAGAAGGUGGAUUUGGAGCUGUUUACAAGGGAGUCCUGAUCGAUGGGAAAGAAAUCGCAGUCAAAAGGCUCUCACAGAGAUCCAAACAAAGCCUUUCUGAGUUCGAGAAUGAAGUGAAGCUGGUCGCGAAGCUCCGGCACAAGAACCUUGUGAGGCUGUUGGGAUGCUGCGUGGAAGGAGAAGAGAAGUUGCUAGUCUUUGAAUACCUUCCUAAUAAAAGUCUAGAUGCCAUUUUAUUUGAUCCAAACAAGCGCUCGCAAUUGAGUUGGGAGAUGAGGUUUAUCGUAAUCUCCGGGGUUGCGAAAGGCCUUCUCUAUCUCCACGAAGACUCACUUCUCAAAAUCAUUCAUCGGGACCUCAAAGCUAGCAAUGUACUGCUCGAUAAAGACAUGAACCCUAAGAUAUCGGACUUUGGCUUGGCAAAGGUUUAUACCACAGAGGAAAGUGACAUGAGCGCACCUAGAAUUGUUGGGACUUAUGGAUACAUGGCUCCUGAAUAUGCUAUGGAUGGAUGUUUCUCCGUGAAAUCUGACGUAUUUAGUUACGGUGUUCUCCUAUUGGAAAUUAUAAGUGGAGAAAGGAAUGGAAGAGGGUAUGCGGAACAGUAUGGACAAAACCUCCUUGGACGUGCUUGGGAGUUAUGGAACGAUGACAAGGCAACCGAGCUUGUGGAUUCAAUGCUCGAUAACAACGAAUGCCAAGCUAAGGAAGCCAUGAAAUGCAUCCAAAUAGGUUUGUUGUGUGUUCAAGAAAACAUAGAACAAAGGCCAACUAUAUCGGAAGUUGUUCUCAUGCUGCAAAGUGAUCAUAUAGUGCUUGUUCGACCGACAAAACCCCCAAACUUCGCAAGGGGAUAUCGAGUUUCCUAGGUAACCAACUAAGAACUUGAGCUUAAUGGUGUAUGAUUUAUGAAUUCGGAUGUUGAUAGUGUGAAUAUUGAAUGGUGAAGGAAGAUGGAAUAUGAUAAAAUUGAUGGAUUAUUGUGAUCUUAUAUAUGUAUUAUUAUAUAAUAUAUGAUCAUGCCUAAAAUGGAUGGAGAUGAUGCUGGACGUGUGGCUCUCGUGUGAACUAAAUGAAGACUUGCCGUUAUAUUCAAGUGACUCCCAAGUGCUCUUGCAUGCAAGAAGAACAUUAUCGACCGGG